CGUACAUAAGGAGGGCCUGCCUCCCCGUUCCCCACCGCACUGCCCAGAGGCCCCCGCCAGACACCGCAGCAGCCCCAGCCCCUGCAGUGCCGACGGCCGCCAUGGACAUCGCCAUCCAGCACCCCUGGUUCAAGCGCGCCCUGGGCCCCUUCUACCCCAGCCGGCUGUUUGACCAGUUCUUCGGGGAGGGCCUGUUUGAGUAUGACCUGCUGCCCUUCCUGUCGUCCACCAUCAGCCCCUACUACCGCCAGUCCCUCUUCCGCACCGUGCUGGACUCCGGCAUCUCCGAGGUCCGAUCCGACCGGGACAAGUUUGUCAUCUUCCUGGAUGUGAAGCACUUCUCUCCCGAGGACCUGACGGUGAAGGUGCUGGAGGACUUCGUGGAGAUCCACGGCAAGCACAACGAGAGGCAGCUGUUGUCAGAAGAUGGCUUUGGUUUUGCACAGCUUGGCCCAUCGCCGCACGGCGCUGCUUAUUGGUCCAGAGAGGAGAGCCAGGCCGUGGGCGACGGGGGCUCGCCCCCCGCCCCCCAUUUCUGGCUCUGCUUCCUGGAGCAGCCCUUCCUCACUGCAGCCGGGCACCUUCCAGGAAUGAGGUUCCCACCCAGCAGGUGGGAGAUGCCAGCCGCCUUUGUGCCCGGCUCCCGGACGUGCGGCAGUGGAGUCGCCGAUUAG
Messenger RNA from Vicugna pacos (alpaca), 674 nucleotides. NCBI's taxonomy places the organism in Eukaryota, Metazoa, Chordata, Mammalia, Artiodactyla, Camelidae. The record is from RefSeq and is a predicted model, not a curated record.